UUUCACCUCAGUUGGAGAUUAUCAAGCAAAUAGACAUGACGAAAAGUAAAUUUUUAUUCAGUGUUGGAGCACUAUUAUUUCUAAUUUCUAUAUUUAAUUCGGGUACAGCCAAUAAAUUUGAUGGAACUGAGCUGUACAGGGUGUCGCCGGAAUCAAGUUCGCAUUAUGACGCACAUAUUGCUUUGGUGAAAUUACGUGAGAAGCGCGACGCACCGACAAUUUAUGCUAAAAAUCAGUAUGAGAGUGUGCCACAGAAUGCAAAUGCGACGAUCGGUGAUGUCAAAAAACCAGUGGAAACCGCCGCACCAUCGAAUAUAUCAUCGAUUGUGGUGCCAUAUAAAGCAGCCGACAUGCCCCUGCUAGGCGUAAACGGUACUGGCCAGCGGAAGGAUGCAGGCUUACAGUUGUCACAGCCAAAGACUACGAUUGUUUCCGCUUCCAUUCAGCCAACGGUAGGUGCUGCGGCUGCCUUGCCAACGGUAGCUAAAAAUUCCACAUUAUUGCAGGAAUCUAAGGCCAUUGAUCUGCCGACUGAAACGCCAGAAGAAAAAGUUAUAGAUAACGUUGAUGUGCCUGAUAACGAAACUCUCAGUGAAAUCCAAAAAACUAAUUACACAGUCAAUUCUACCAAUGACCACCACAUCUACUAUAACAGCUCCAUUUAUGUCGACCAGGCAGAAGCAGAUCGAGUAUGGGAAUCUGUCAAGAACUCUACAUUCAAUUCCAUGCUCUCGCAAUCCCAUCGUCGUGCUAUGACUGUCGAAUUGAGCUUCGACUUCCCCUUUUAUGGUCAUCCCGUUCGAAAUAUUACGGUAGCGACUGGCGGCUUCCUCUACACUGGUGAUUAUGUGCACUCUUGGCUAGCGGCAACGCAGUAUAUUGCACCGUUAAUGGCUAACUUCGACACAAGUUUAUCAAAUGAAUCAUUUGUUCGCACUAGGGAUAACGGCACUGCCUUCACUGUAAUUUGGGAGAAAGUUUCGCUGCAAGACAAAAAAGACGUAGGAAAGUUCACCUUUAGCGCAACGCUCCAUAAAAAUGGCAAUAUUGUUUUCAUUUACUACUAUGUUCCAAUCGAUAUUAAUGCCAUUCAAGACGAUAAGCAUCCCGUUAAAGUGGGUCUUUCUGACGCUUACAUAAUUGACAAGACCGUUUUCUACACACGCAGGAAAACUAUUUAUGAAUAUCAUCGCAUAAAUUUGUCUAAUAAUGGCAUAUCGAAUGCAACUAUCAUUUACUUACAAGCCCUUCCGACUUGCCUAGAUUAUAAAGACUGCGCAGCCUGCAUAAAUCACAAGACUUCAUUUGAUUGCGCAUGGUGUCCAACGCUAAAUAGGUGUUCAACCGGCACAGAUCGUAAAAAGCAAGAGUGGCAACAUAAAGGAUGUGAUCGUACUCAAAUCGUUGAUAUAUCUGCGUGCCCUGCCCUUGGUCAGAAAGGUAACAAUGCAAUGGACAGCGGCAACACUAAUGCCAGUACGAACACUACUCCAACGAAUGUGCCCACUGAAAAUGUUAACAACAACCAACAUGAAAGCAGCACGCACGUAAGUGACACGAAUAGCGUAACGGUUACUCCAGUGCAUGAUGACAACCAUGCGGCGAAAGUAACGAAUGAAGCUUUGGAAUCACACGCCGAGCCGAAAAGUAUGGGGUUGGCUCUUGGUUUUUUGGUGCCCAUCUGCCUAGUGCUAACAGUCGUGCUAUGGGUGUUUUAUGCGUACAGAAAUCCACACACUAAAAGCGGUCAACUUCUUAUUCAGUCAAAGCACUUGCAUCAGUACCGCCCAAGUCAAUGGUCAUGGAGACGUGGUGAGGCGCGUUACACAGCGGCAACGAUUCAUAUGUAAUGUAUUUAUAAAUGUCCCACCCUUUUCUCAGCGUCAUAGAAUGCUUCAAAAGCAUCUUCAAAUGCUGCUGCAUGUUUUGAGCAAGUUAGACAUUUCGUUAAUUAAGUUAAAUUUUUAUCUCUGUACUUUUAUUAAUAACUUUAUGAAAUCUAUUGGUACUAUAGUGAAUGUAUUCAGAAGAAAAUAUCGUUUAUUUGUGUUUUAUUGCAUUGCACCGUGAUCAACAAUUUACUUUCCACUAAAUCAGUUUCAACUUUAGAGGGAACACGCUUUAAAGAUAACUAAAAUGUAAAACACAGAAAAGUAUAUUUGAAAAGACAACUUCUGCUUACAAGCGUGACAACAUAUGAGGUAAAUUACAACUAAGAUGAUGUUGCAGAGUAUAUAUAUAUAUUUCAAUUCUAAAAUCAUUUCUACUGUAGGUAAAUGCUUUCUGUACUGUCUGUUUUAUUAAAAUAUAUAUAUAUAAAUUUUACAAAGCGAACCUGCGCUAAAUUGUAUAAAUAAACUUAUUUUAAUUCUCGUUCGUAGAUUUGUAAUGUUUGUUUAAAUAUUUUUAACCUUACUUUUAAACAAUUUGUUUUUAUUUAAUUUUUUUGCAUUAUUGUGAAUAUAUUUUAAUAAAAUUAUCAACUCUUCUCUUAUCUAACAUUGGUUAUGCACAGUUUUUAAUAUCAAGCAGAUAUGCCGUAUUUUAAACAUAAUAAUUUUUAAAACCACUACUAUAUAAGGAAAAAAAGAAUGCGAUAAAUAAACAGUGUUAAUGACUUAGGGUCAGCUUUCAGUGCAAUUAUAACAAAGCGUGUGUACAGUCAUGACUGAAAUCAAUUUGUGACUCAUGUUUUCAAGUUGCAUUAUGGAAGUAUUUGCCUUUAGCAAAAAAAAAAAAUGUUAAAAAUAAAAACAAAGUGAUUGCCUGCAGAAAGUAUAAAAGCAGCAUUGAUUAUACAUUCAGAGAGAGUGAUUAAUGUGGCUGUUUCAAAGCUUUCUUGAAUUCUUUGAAAUACAUUUAAUUCAACAAUUUAACUACAAAUUUUAUUUGGUGAUGUGUAAUAAAAAUAAUUUAUAAGGUUCAAAUUAUAUUUCGUAAAUUCGGAGCACCGAAAGCAAUGAUCCGAAAAUUAAAAAUUUGGUCUCAAUGGAUUUUUUGGUCUGUAAUAUUCUUUAUUUCCAUACAAUGAUCCUUAUUUUCAUAAAUUAAAAGUACUUCUGUAAUGCAAUUAUGGAAUUCGUAAGAGUGUUACAAUAAUUCUUCAGCUAAUGGCGAAGUAAGACUAGCGACGGUUUUCGCAAGGAAAAGCAGGCAGAUUUUUGUAGCGUAUUCAUCGCUUAGUGAAGACGAGUUAUUUUAUUUAAUUUUCCCCAUAUUCUUAAUAUUAUAUUAUUGCAAUAAAAAUAAAUUAUGAAAAUUAGUAAAAUGUCGUUAGUUGCCGAAUAAUUAUGUGUAUCCAAAAACAGUCAUAUCAAAAACAUUUUGCCGUCAAAUGGUUAACUAUUGCAUUUUUAAAUGUGUGUGGUUUUGUGUCUAAAAGUAGAAAUUCAUGUAACGGUAAAAAUGUUAACACACUUGAUAUCGGUUUUUAUUGCCAUGAAAGAAAACCAGAUCUAAAAUCAUUUUGAUCAAAUAAUUGCUCGUAUGAGUGGUUUCUAUAGACAUUAUUGUCCAACAAUGCCACCAUUAAUGCGCCCACUGAGUAAAAAAUUAAACUGAAAUUCUAAUAUAUCCCGAAUACGAAAAUAAAUAUUUUCACUAAAAGCAAUUCGUCACUUAGUGUUAGCAAACAAUAUUUUGAAAAACAACAAUGUAUAGUAUAUAAAA
This is a messenger RNA of Bactrocera tryoni, 3669 nucleotides long. Its product is annotated as plexin domain-containing protein 2. The record is from RefSeq and is a predicted model, not a curated record. NCBI's taxonomy places the organism in Eukaryota, Metazoa, Arthropoda, Insecta, Diptera, Tephritidae. The transcript has 10 exons. Bases 36 to 1850 code for a protein of 604 amino acids.